This is a messenger RNA of Alternaria atra, 1530 nucleotides long. RefSeq lists its product as uncharacterized. The coding region runs from base 1 to 1530 and encodes 509 amino acids. The transcript has 2 exons. The record is from RefSeq and is a predicted model, not a curated record. Gene Ontology annotation, molecular function: phosphatase activity. NCBI's taxonomy places the organism in Eukaryota, Fungi, Ascomycota, Dothideomycetes, Pleosporales, Pleosporaceae. Gene Ontology annotation, biological process: dephosphorylation.
AUGACUACCUUGAUACCGCGGCAGUUCUAUUCGCAGGAAGAGCUCGAUAAGCUUUAUCCAAAAGAGCUUGAAUUACAGCUCGUACAGAUCACUGGACUCCCACCUUACUGGCCAUACUGCAAUUCUGCCCGACAACUCACCAGUAUAAUCCUGAAUACCAAGGACUUCUCGAAAUGGGAUCAGCUCAAAUAUCGCCGCCGACUGGAAACAUUUGGCAUGGACGAUGGUCCUGUCAUUGCAUCAGGCCCUCAGGGCGAAUUUGAUGCCAUAUGCCAACCUGGUGAACUUACGGAUAAGGGCCGUGAGACAACGCUAGCCCUAGGAGAACGCCUUCGCCAUCUUUAUGUCAAUCAGCUCAAGUUCAUGCCUCAGCUCAUUUCUGAUAGCGAUAUGAUCUACCUACGUGCGACGCCUAUUCCACGUGCUCUAGAGUCUGUCCAACAGGCCUUCUGGGGCUUUUAUCCACCAUCAGCACGAACUGCUGACUUCCCCCCACCAACUAUUAUCCAAAGAACUCCGGCUGAUGAGACACUGUUUCCCAACGAUGCUAGCUGUAGGCGUUUCGCUCAAUUGAGCCGAGCAUUUGCGCAACGUGCUGCUGAGCGUUGGAAUGACACUGACGACAUGCGGUAUUUGACCAAGGUCCUUUCGAAGUGGAUGCCUGGAGAGCAAAAGGUGGCUGUAGAUUCUCACCCCCGGCUUUCAGGUAUCAUGGACACCCUUAAUGCCACCGAUGCACACGGUCCAGAGACCAAGCUACCAAAGGAGUUCUAUGACCCCAAGGCCCGCUCGAUCAUCGAUAAAAUCGCAGUUGAAGAAUGGUACCAAGGCUACAACGAGUCGUCCGAGUACCGUAUGCUCGGCAUUGGCGGCCUAAUGGGCGACAUCACCUCCCGAAUGAUCGGCAGCGUCGAGCGCAACGGCAACUCCGGCAUUGUAGAAGUCGGAGGCGUAGACGGCAAGUUAGGCAAAGGACGAGGCGGCGAAACCGAUAUCCGUUUCGCCAUGUCCGGAUGCCACGACACAACACUAGCCGGUGUUCUCACAUCACUCGGUGCCUUUGAAGGCGAGAAAUGGCCACCCUUCACCUCCCACAUCGCCGUCGAAAUGUUCCGCAAGCGAAACCGUACCGAUAUCCCACAACCACCCGCUCCCACGGAACAGAAACAGAGCCCCACCACCAAAAGCCAAAGCUGGUGGUCCUCCCUCUUCGGCAGCACAAAAACCGCGUCCAACUCGAGCCUGCAUCCCGAAGGCAUAGCACGCAAACCCAUUACCGAUCUCACUCCUGCCCAGCGCGAUCAACUAAAUGACUAUUACGUCCGUCUCCGUUACAAUGACAAAAUCAUGCAGAUACCUGGUUGCAAAGCUCCCGGAAAACAUUUAGAAGGCGACACUACUUUCUGCACGCUGGAUGCAUUCAAGGCUAUUGUGGAUAAGUAUACGCCGAAGAAUUGGAAGGCGGCUUGUACGAGUCGGCUGGAUGAACCGGCUUUUCCGGCCAAGGUUGAGCCAGCUGGAUAUGAGUAG